Messenger RNA from Prorocentrum cordatum, 729 nucleotides. NCBI's taxonomy places the organism in Eukaryota, Dinophyceae, Prorocentrales, Prorocentraceae. The record is from the annotation of a GenBank genome assembly.
AUGGGUAUGGGAGUGUGUUGUUCUUUCGUCAUCAGCGGCUGCCCGUGGGCGGCCCUGUGCUGGCUGCCGCUGCUGGCUGCGCGGCUGCCUUUCGUCGGCGCCGCCAGCGGUGCCGCCCCAGUGCCGCGCGCGGACACGGGGAGAGAGCUGCUCAGAAGAUCUCGCGGCUACCUCGACCCCCUCUUCGACUGCGAGGCCGGGUGGUCCGAGUGGCAGGAUGCCUGGACGGCGGACCAGAAGCGGUGGUGCUGCGAGCAGGCGCAGAGGGGCUGCGACCGCAGCGCAGACUCGAGCGGGGGCGAGGCCGACGAAGCCCCCUUCGACUGCACGUCCGGCCAGUCCAGCUGCGCGGAGGGCUGGUCGCCCGAGAAGCUGCGCUGGUGCUGCGAGCAGGAGCAGUCGUGCUGCACAGGGACGGGAGUCGCCUCGCACAACCCCGGGGGCGAGCAGUACGCCGAGGCCUCGGUGGUGCUGAGGGGCGCGUCGGCGGAGCGCGGCGAGCGCACUGGGCAGGCCAGCCUGCUGGCGGGCCUGCCCGACGUUCAGCUGCAGCACAUCCGUCGGUGUACGGCUACCGCAGUGUCGAGCUCGGGCCCGCUGGGCCGGCGGGCGCCUCUCCGUCCGGCGGCGGGGAGGUGUUGUUCGGCGUGGAGGGCAGCUGCCCGGAGACCUGCCCUGGGGGCGCGCCGCCCGAGGGUGCGGCGGAUGUGGAGUUCGCGGCGGAGCUGA